UUCAGACGUCUCUUUUGCAACAGGAUCUUGCCUGAACGGACUCUUCUUUUUUCAUGGUGUUAAAAUGCUGUUCGGAAGCCUGUCGGUGAUGUAUCUGCUUUUAAAACGUGGUCGCUUCUUCUGGGAUACAGUAACUGAAUCCGGAUCGCACCUGUGUGUCUGUGUCUUUUUCUGGGGGACUGUACAAACCAAGUAUCCUUUACAAAACGUAACCAGGAAAGUGCCUUUCGAUCCAAAGGGUUGCGCCUAUCAAAAUAAACAUAAGGGAAUCCUAAUAAUAGCCUAAUAACACAACAACCUUUUUUUCUCUCUUUGUGGUACGUUUGACGACCACUGACAAUAAGGACAUCAUUUUCUAUCUGACCCAUUUUGUUUGUUUUUUCAAACUUCACAGACACCGGCGUUUUGUUUUGUUGAUGCAGCGUGUAAACCCGGAUCUGAACGUUAUAAACCAAUGCAAAUCUAUAAACUGUCAAACGCUCGGUCUGUACUUUACACAAGCCUGUUUUCUUACUGAGUCUUUGUAAACCCCAGAUAUUUGAAGGCCACUCUUCUGAUUUGCGUUUCAUUAUUGUUUGUAAAACGAUCGUCUUGAUUUUGUUUCCAAAAAAGACUACUUGAUAACUGCAGCAGACAAAAAUGUACCGUUUGGGAAAGACGUCAAAUCUGUUUGGAGACAUUCUCCUGGUUUCUUUAUGGCGCAGGGACUGUCACAACAAACCAAUACUGGACAAUUUGAAGAAAAAGAAACGGGGUCUGUAAUUCGUCAUAAUCAGUUUUUAUGCACGCUUGAAGCAUUGCACGAAACUCGGAGCUGCGCACACCGGCAGCUGUCGCAUUCGCAGCACAGAAAGAAGAAACCCGAACAUUUUUUUUUUUUUUUUUUUUUUUUUUUUUGUAAUCGUUCGCGAUGAUUGUUUUGGGACCGUAAUUCUCCGUAUUGUAAAACCUGGGCCAUCUGAAGCCGAUGUAAAACUGAAGUGUUGUUGGUGGGAUGGUUCUAGAUAGUGGGCGGUCUCAGGUUGGAAACCACUUUCUUAAACUGCUAAAAUAUUUACUACAGUCUACUUACUGGCUCACGUCAGACUACGUUGACCAUUAAAAAAAGAAGCCGUGCAUACUGGCUCCAAUAACACCCAGCUGCGAAAAAAAAAGACUUUUUAGAAAUAUAUAUAUUUUUUCCCCUAAUCUCUAUUACCACAAAUAAUGGCUGAUUCUUCUGAUGCGGACAGACUGGCUAGUGCUUCGGCAAGGGGCGAGCUGAAAGAAGUUGAAACGUUAUUGCAAAACGGGGCAAAUGUUAAUGAAAAGAAUGCGUUUGGCAGGACUGCCUUACAGGUGAUGAAACUUGGCAACCCGUCAAUAGCCGAAGCUCUGCUCAGGGCCAGAGCCAAUCCCAACGAACGAGACCCUCUCUGGGGUCUCACCGUUGCCCAUGACGCAGCCCGGGAUGGGUUCGAGGACACCUUGAGGGUCCUGCUGGACUACGGAGCCGACGUCAACAUCCAGGACAGCGAAGGGAACUUGCCUCUACACUUGGCAGCGAAAGAGGGAAACCUGGACGUCGUGAAAUUUCUAAUGGAGCGGACUGUCGAACCCAGGCGUGCAAACCGCGAAGGGAUGACAGCGCACGGGCUAGCCGCAAUGCAUAACAGACAGUCGACUGCCCAGUGGAUCGAGGGACAUUUAUACGGGCAUGUCCAAAACUGAAGGGAAAAAAAAGCAUAAACAUUUCAGUAUAGUUGUGUGUGUGUUUUUUUUUUUUUUUUUUAAGUCACAAAAAUGCUCCCCUGCGUUUUAUGCCAGAGAAAGCAUUUGAAAAUGUCCCCAGUUAGUAAGCUUCUUCAAAUUCUCGAGGACACAAUAAAUGACAGGCUUCACAAGUAAAUAAAUGCAGAAACUUGUUAGCACGUUGUUACCUCAUAAUACGUUUUAUUAUGGCCCUGCCACACAGUGUUUCAAACCCUGAGUUAUUUUAAAACAAAAAUAAAAUACAAGUUUGCUUUUGGCAAUUUUUUUCUCCCGUUUAUUGAGUAUUUAACAAUAGUCGGUCAGUUGGUCACAUUAGUUAACGGUUUAUUGCAAGAUUAUGUCACAUUUGGCUAUAUUAACAGCAACUGGAAAGUGGAUUUGGCAGCUGUUUUGUAAUAACUGGUCAAAAAAAGAUUACCCUACAGUUAUGGUGUAUUGUGGGAUAAUCCGUAAAUAACAUUUAAAAAACACAAUGCGUCAAUACUUGCUGGUGUUACAUUUAUUGAGAUUACUAAUUAUGUCAAACUGGGUUUUCGUGAUUUUCCUGCGGCAAAAUAAAUGCAGAUAAAUGAGAUCCUUAUUUGAGUAGGCUGGUGUCAAAUAAAUAAACGAAAGUGACUUAAAAUGGCUGGUGUGGCUUGCGUGACAUUGAAUUUGUAAGCGAAGAAAAAUUAUAAUGCUUAACACCGCGUUAAAUUGGACUUGUAUGCCGCUGUUAAUUUCCUAGACAAAACACACGUUUUUUUUUUCUUCUGUGUAAAUGUGAGUUAGACAAAUAGGCCGACCACAGAUAUUCUCAGAUGAGUGAAUAUGAACUAAUGCUGCCCUAUCUUCGAUUCCUGUUAUGACUCGUGCCAUUUAAAAAAUGUUUUGAUUUAAUCAGAACGAUGUUUGAAGUGUUCUAUAUGCCAGCUUAAAAAGUAUAAGAUUAAUAACA
This is a messenger RNA of Polyodon spathula (Mississippi paddlefish), 2689 nucleotides long. RefSeq names its product cyclin-dependent kinase 4 inhibitor C-like. NCBI's taxonomy places the organism in Eukaryota, Metazoa, Chordata, Actinopteri, Acipenseriformes, Polyodontidae. Gene Ontology annotation, molecular function: cyclin-dependent protein serine/threonine kinase inhibitor activity; protein kinase binding. Gene Ontology annotation, biological process: regulation of cyclin-dependent protein serine/threonine kinase activity; negative regulation of cell population proliferation. The record is from RefSeq and is a predicted model, not a curated record. The transcript has 2 exons. Bases 1207 to 1710 code for a protein of 167 amino acids. Gene Ontology annotation, cellular component: nucleus.